AUGGAUGAAAGUUGGUACCAAGAUUUGAUGCAAUUAGAAUCAUGGAGUGAUCGUAAAAAGCUUGUCCAAGUUUUAAAAACCAUUCAACCACAAAUGUAUAACUCACGAUUAGAAAUUGCUUUUGAUUCUAAUUUCACUUCGGAGCAUGGAUCAUCACUUGAAGAAUUGUUGUCCUCAUUAAAUUUGGAUUAUUGUAAACAAUACUCAACAACAAUUGGUAAUAUAAAUUGGAAUGAUCUUUGGAGUUGUAAUUUAAUUCUCUAUUCAGGAAAUAUUACACAUUUAAAAAACUAUACAAAAGAAAUGGUAGUUAGCCUUGUAAAUCCAUCAAACGAAGCCCUGGUUAUUGGAGGAGGUUUAGCUUCAGUAAUAUUUCAAUGUUGUGGAAGGUGUGAAAUGGAAAAUAGUCUUGCUGAUCCCUCUCAAUGGAAAUAUAAAUCAUUUGAAGUAAAUGAAAAGGAAAUUCAUUGUCCUGUGGGAGAAAUACUUGUUACAAGCUCUUUCAAAAUGCAGGAAUCAAAUGGCUUUAACUAUAUAAUUCACACCUCUGGACCUAGAGGAUCACAGAAAUAUGGUGAUGCUACCAAUAGCUUACUUCUUGCAAAUUGUUAUAGAAAUAGUUUGAGAUUUUUCAUUGAUAAUGCACGUAAUACUAAAGCAUCCACACUAAUUCUACCGUGUAUCUCAACAGGCAAGUUCGGUUAUCCCAAAAUAGAAGCAAGUGCUAUUGCUCUUGGUACUGUAAGGUGA
This is a messenger RNA of Naegleria gruberi, 750 nucleotides long. RefSeq lists its product as uncharacterized. The coding region runs from base 1 to 750 and encodes 249 amino acids. The transcript has a single exon. NCBI's taxonomy places the organism in Eukaryota, Heterolobosea, Eutetramitea, Acrasida, Naegleriidae. The record is from RefSeq and is a predicted model, not a curated record.